GCUGUUUUGAACCAACCCGUCCUCUGCCGGGCGCCCUUCCGCGUGGCGCCCUGCCGUGGGCUCACUCACCGUGGUCACCCGCUCCGCCCCAUGCGGAGCCCAUGGCGGAGACCUGGUCCGAGGCGCCGGACUGGCAGGAAUCCGAACUGCGCCAAUCCCGCUGUGCCAGCCCCUGUCGUUGGAAGAAAGUGAAAAACAAAUUUGGGCUACAAGGAGCCGAAGAUCGGGAGGGCAAAGGCAAAAAGAUUGUUGACGCCCUUUGUCAGAUGGAGCUACGCGAAGCUGAUCAAGGUCGUGGCUCGAACUACGAGCUUUGGAAAGCUGCCAAAGAUGGCCAUUUCGGAGAACUCGAGCGUCUCAUUAAGGCAGGAAAAGCCGAUGUGAACUUCGAGGUCCAGCCCGAUGACCUGGAAGAGGAGGAUACCUUGUGGUACAAGAACCGGAAGGUCAGUUCCAAGGCGCUCCAUGCAGCUGCCAUGUGCCACAAGGAUGAGGCCUACGACUGUGUGAAAGCUUUGAUCGUCUACAAAGCGAAAGUUCAAGACAAGGCCCGCAUUGUGGACAGGGACGGGUCCACGCGUGAACUGGAGGCCAUUCAUUUGGCUGCUGGUGCUGGCAACUCGGAGAUCUUGAAGCUGCUAGUCAAGAACGAAGCCGACCCCAACGCAGAGGCGUUGCAAUGGUCAGAUCCCAAGCCACAGGCCGCGGCCAACAACCUCCUCAGCUGGCUCAGCUUUCGGCUGCUGGGUGGCCCUCCCAGCGGCGCCAUCCAACCCGCCGCACGGGUACGGCCGAGGGAGGCUGCGGCCUUCAAGGAGGUACACUACUACCCCAUCCAUGACGCGGCAUGGUUCGGGCAAAAGGAGAGCGUCGAAGCUUUGCUGGAAGAAAGAGCCAAUAUUUUUGCCAAAAACAAUGAGGGAAACACGGCGCUUCACUUGGCCGCCAAGCUGGGGCAUGCUGAUUUGGUGAAGUAUCUCCUCCACGAUCGCCAUACGAGCAACGCCAAACCUCCCAUGCCGAUGACUGAGAAAUUGUGCGGCGAACAGAAGGCAGAGGAGAAGCUUCAAUUGGUGAAGGAAAGUGCCAUGAAGGAAAGCUUGCAAUUGGUGAAGCGCAAGAAUUUUCAAGGCAAAGAUCCCUUGACCAUGGCCGUUGAGAGGGGGCACUUUCCGGCGAAGAAGCUGCACUUGUUCACGGAUGUGGUGAAAGCAGCCUUUAAGGAACAGGACGUCCGUACCGAAGGUCGUGUCCAAGCCUUCCUGAAAGUGGCCAAGACGUGCCCAGACGCCGCUCCCACACUGGUGCGAGUGGAUCCCAAUAACACCAAUAACCCCGACACGGUGGAUGAGCUCGAGGAGGGCAUUUUCAAGAAGGAGAUCAACCAGGAAUGGAAGGAAAGCAUCAUCAGCGGUGCGCGCAAGAAGCUCAUCACAGUGCCGACCUUGUGUGACCUCAUUGACUGUGCGCCGCAAUCGGCCAUCGACUUGCUGGACAUGCUCACCACGCAUCCCAAGGAAGAGAACAAACUACAUAAUCCCUUACCCGUCAGAGCUAACAUUCCCUACAGCCAGGAAGCCUGUCGUUUGUCAUGCGCCUACAUCGAGCCCCACAAGUGGACCUGGAGCGGCGGACCGGAUAUUCCUUGGCAGGUGAAGCUGGCACCACAGGACCCCAAGCGCAGCAGAGAGGUGAAAGUGAAGAUCCUCAUGUUGCCAGGCGUGAUCAACAGUUGCCUGGUUCAUAGCCUGGCGAUCACAAAGGACCAGAAGAUCUUCACAAAGCUCGUGGUCCAUGCGCUGCUGAAGCACCUUUGGGAAUCUUUCAGGCCGCUCUUCCUCGUGGACUUGGGGCACCAGUUCUUGUCCACGGCCGUCCUGAGCUAUUGGAUCCUUCUGGCCACACAGGUGGAGACGCCUCGGAUGAUCAGCUGCGCACUCUGGGGGAUCUUGGCCGCGGAGGGCAUCUUGGAGAUCGCCAUGUUCAUCUGGACCUGUGUGACUUGCCAUUCGAAACUCGGUCGACGGCUUUGUAUUCGCUGGAUGAAAAGAGCCUACUAUCGCUUCAUCAUGGGUGCCUGUGCCUUGGCUUUGGCCAUCGAGACUUCUCAGGACUAUGAGCCGGUCGCCAAUAGUUCGAUUCUACUCUCGAUCAAUAGCCUGCUUCAUUGGAUUACGAUGCUUUUCGAGAUCCGUGCGUUUCGCGCCACGGGCCGAAGGAUCUUGCCCAUCAUGAAGUCGGUUCUCCCGAUCGUUGGCAUGUUGGUCAUCAUGCUCUUCAUCUCCUUGGCCUUCAUGCACGCCUUCUGGGCGAUGGACCGCAGCGGCAUCACCGAGAUCUCCAUGUUCAACAUCGUGGUGCUCCUCUUUACUGGAGAACAAUUCCUAUCGCCUGAGGACUUGAUGGAGAUGCCACCGUCGAAGAUGACUGCAAUGAUUCUGCUGUCGAUAGGUGGCGUCUUCAUUUUCCUGACCUGUACCAUCAACGUCUUCAUCGCAGUGCUCUCGGACUGCUACGACCAGGAGCAGGAGAGGAUGGUCUGCACCUUUCUCAAGGAACGUGCGCGGAUCUGCAGCGGCUACUUCCUGCGCCCCAAGUUUAGAGCCUCAGGCUUUGGAUUCAUCCAGAAGGGGAUCACCAAGCUCAGCUGGUGGCGAUGGGUCAUCUUGGUGGUCGCGAUCAUUGGCUUGUACGCCCUGCUGCUGUACCUGAUCACUGAAAUCAAGCUGCUUACACGCUGGCUGAGUGCUAUCUAUCCCGCUGCAGCGGUCUUCGGUGUUCAGUGCAUCCUUCAUGAUGUGGCUACUGUGGACUGGAAGAGCAACUACCUCUGGUUCUGUCAUCAAGUGGAUGUUGAAGAGGAGAGUUUCCUGGCGCCGGAUCAGCGGGAUGAGGAGGAAACCAAUGGCCGCAUCACUCGCAUGAAGAAGUGCCCAGCGAUCAAGGAUUGCGAUCUGCGGAUUAAGGCCCUCUCUUCCACGAUGGAUGCAUGGCAGACGUCGAACAAGGAGAAUCUCGCAGUGCAGAUGAACGCAGUGUCAGAGGCGUUGAGCAAGGUCGAUGCCAAGGUUGACAAGCUGAUCGAUGAGCGGAAGGACUACGCACGCUGUGACACACCUGUGUCAAAGCUCGCCGGAAAAGCAGCAGGUCAGCGAGAGAAGACCGAAGAGGAGGUCCUGACCGCUGCACGAGGCGCUGGCUGGAGACCGGCCGAUCAGGACCCAGCUGAUACCUUGAGGCCACCACCCACUGAUACGAUGCCUCACGAAGAGCCGUCGAAGAGCCCCAAGGAGCCGUCGCCGCCGCGGGGGAGACCACCGCGCGACAGCCUCUUCGACGUUGGCGUUGGAGACAUCGACGCAUUGAAGGAGGAAGUGGGCUCGAUCAAGGGCAGUCUCAAGGAGAGCAGUUGUUGGGUCAAAGAACAGGGAGAGACCCAGGAGGAGCUGCGAACUCACUGUGAGGACGGGAACGGUGAACCAACAGCGGGAGACCCAACAGGAGCUUCAAAGAACUUGCAAGGACAUCCAGGACUUGCUGGCCCAGGUCGUGCGCAUCGCCGAGACCCGGCAGAGCCGAAAGUCCAAGAAGCGCCACGAAGGGGAGCCUGAGCCGCCCGGCGGCGCAGAGGUGAAUGGCCGCGGCAAUGAGCCUUGCUUCAGCCUCGGGUGAGCACUGUCGGCUUCGCCUCAAAGAAGGGCGGUGACCGCGCAGAGCCGGGGAUGGACUUCUUCAAGGGUUACUAAUUACUCC
Molecule: messenger RNA, 3753 nt
Organism: Durusdinium trenchii
Lineage: Eukaryota; Dinophyceae; Suessiales; Symbiodiniaceae
Source: the annotation of a GenBank genome assembly